Arabidopsis lyrata subsp. lyrata is the source of this 2443-nucleotide messenger RNA. RefSeq names its product pollen receptor-like kinase 4. NCBI's taxonomy places the organism in Eukaryota, Viridiplantae, Streptophyta, Magnoliopsida, Brassicales, Brassicaceae. The transcript has 3 exons. Gene Ontology annotation, biological process: protein phosphorylation. The record is from RefSeq and is a predicted model, not a curated record. The coding region runs from base 216 to 2255 and encodes 679 amino acids. Gene Ontology annotation, molecular function: protein kinase activity; ATP binding; protein binding.
UUUUAGACAACACAUAGGCAAACAAAAAUCAAGUCUUGCAUAUUGACAUUGUUGGGUUUUGUCUAUUCUUGGUGGGUUUUGUUCUCUCUCUUCUGUUCAUACGUUCUGUUCUCUUCUGUUUUUGGAAGGCAGGAAAGAGAAAGGAGAAGUUCUUUGGGAUCGAAAAGAGGUAGAAUUGUUCUUGAAGAAUCGAUCUAUAGCGCGUGUUAGCUGCAAUGCUAACUUGGGAGACCCCAGUUAUGCUUGCAAGCAACACCGCCUCAACGAAAAAGCUUGCCUUCAUUACCACCUUCCUCAUCAUUGUGUUAUUCCCGGACACAAUGGUUAUGUCUCAGCCGCAGGCGGACGUUGUGCCACUGCCAGGCUCAGACGCAGAUUGUCUCUUGAAAUUCAAAGAUACUUUGGUUAAUGCAUCGUUCAUUAGCAGUUGGGAUCCUUCCAUCUCCCCGUGUAAGCGAAACUCGGAGAAUUGGUUCGGCGUUCUCUGUGUUACCGGUAAUGUUUGGGGCCUACAACUCGAAGGAAUGGGGUUAACCGGAAAGCUAGACCUUGAACCAUUAGCUCCGAUCAAGAAUCUACGAACCUUAAGCUUCAUGAACAAUAAAUUUAACGGUUCAAUGCCAUCUGUCAAGAAUCUCGGUGCGUUGAAGUCAUUGUACUUGUCUAACAACCGGUUUACAGGGGAGAUACCCGCCGAUGCGUUUGAUGGUAUGCAUCAUUUGAAGAAGCUUCUGUUGGCUAACAACGCAUUUCGGGGGAACAUCCCUUCUUCUUUAGCUUCUUUGCCAAUGCUUUUAGAGUUGAGGGUAAAUGGGAAUCAGUUUCAUGGGCAAAUACCUGAUUUUAAACAGAAGGAUCUUAAGUUGGCUAGCUUCGAAAACAAUGACCUCGAGGGACCUAUACCGGGAAGCCUUAGCAAUAUGGAUCCUGGCUCCUUUUCAGGGAACAAGAACUUGUGUGGACCUCCACUAAGCCCAUGUUCGAGUGAUUCGGGAUCUUCUCCGGAUCUCCCUUCUAGUCCCACGGAGAAGAACAAGAACCAAUCUUUCUUCACCAUUGCUAUUGUUCUGAUUGUUAUUGGGAUAAUACUGAUGAUCAUUUCGCUUGUGGUCUGUAUCCUUGAUACCAGAAAACGGAAAUCUUUGUCGGCCUAUCCAUCCGCGGGUCAGGACAGGACAGAGAAAUACAAUUACGAUCAAUCCACGGACAAGGACAAAGCCGCAGAUUCUGUCACGAGUUACACUAGUAGGAGGGGAGCAGUACCAGAUCAGAAUAAACUCUUGUUUUUGCAAGAUGACAUUCAGAGAUUUGACCUUCAAGAUCUUCUUAGAGCCUCUGCUGAAGUUCUUGGGAGUGGAAGCUUUGGUGCUUCUUAUAAAACUGGGAUAAAUAGCGGACAGACGCUGGUCGUGAAGAGGUAUAAACAUAUGAACAAUGUCGGAAGAGAGGAGUUUCAUGACCAUAUGAGACGGUUAGGGAGAUUGAACCAUCCAAAUCUGUUGCCUAUUGUGGCUUACUAUUACCGCAGAGAAGAGAAGCUCUUGAUCGCUGAGUUCAUGCCAAAUCGUAGCUUGGCAAGCCAUCUUCACGCGAAUCAUUCUGUUGAUCAACCUGGAUUGGAUUGGCCAACAAGGGUAAAGAUUAUACAAGGAGUGGCUAAGGGUUUAGGUUACUUGUUCAACGAGCUAACAACCCUAACAAUCCCUCACGGUCAUCUCAAGUCAUCGAACGUUGUAUUGGACGAAUCAUUCGAGCCUCUCUUAACCGAUUAUGCACUAAGACCGGUGAUGAACUCAGAGCAGUCUCACAAUCUAAUGAUCUCAUAUAAAUCACCAGAGUAUAGCUUAAAGGGACAUCUAACAAAAAAGACAGAUGUUUGGUGCCUCGGGGUUUUGAUCUUGGAGCUAUUAACAGGUAGGUUUCCGGAGAAUUAUCUAAGCCAAGGGUACGAUGCUAACAUGAGCCUCGUAACUUGGGUCAGCAACAUGGUUAAGGAGAAGAAAACGGGUGACGUGUUUGACAAGGAAAUGACUGGGAAGAAGAACUGCAAAGCAGAGAUGCUAAACCUUUUGAAAAUCGGGUUGAGUUGUUGCGAAGAAGAUGAAGAAAGGAGGAUGGAGAUGAGAGAUGCUGUGGAGAAGAUAGAGAGGUUAAAGGAAGGAGAAUUUGACAAUGAUUUCGCAUCGACGACAAAUAAUGUCUUCGCUUCUCGGUUGAUAGAUGACGAUGACUUUGGUUUCGCCAUGAAUCGAUGAUGAGUUGAUUGAUAUGAUCAGUCUUCUUCAGAAGAAUGGAAAAGCUAAACAAUUUGUAAUCUUGAUGCCAAAAGAGAAUGGAUUUUCUGUUUGUUCUUUGUUAUGUAACUUUUUCCAUCCUUAAAUCACUCUCUUCGUGUAAUUGUAAAUCCAUUUUGCAGAGUUUUGAAAGUUUACUCAUUUCUUCA